Messenger RNA from Dryobates pubescens (Downy woodpecker), 2185 nucleotides. It is a transcript of the gene PDLIM7, whose product is annotated as PDZ and LIM domain 7. The record is from RefSeq and is a predicted model, not a curated record. Bases 48 to 1334 code for a protein of 428 amino acids. Gene Ontology annotation, cellular component: stress fiber; Z disc; filamentous actin. Lineage: Eukaryota; Metazoa; Chordata; Aves; Piciformes; Picidae. The transcript is spliced from 13 exons. Gene Ontology annotation, molecular function: actin binding; muscle alpha-actinin binding. Gene Ontology annotation, biological process: actin cytoskeleton organization; heart development; muscle structure development.
CCCGCCCCGCUCCCCCUCGCGCCCCGGGGGCCCAGCUGGCCGCGGAGAUGGGCGACAUGGAGUCUUACAAAGUGAUGCUGAAUGGGCCAGCACCGUGGGGCUUCAGGCUGCAAGGAGGGAAGGAUUUCAGCAUGCCGCUUUCCGUUUCCAGGCUGACACCGGGCGGGAAGGCAGCCCAGGCUGGCGUGGGAGUGGGCGACUGGGUGCUGUACAUCGACGGGGAGAGCACCAGCUCCAUGACACACAUCGAGGCCCAAAACAGGAUCCGUGCCUGUGGGGACCGGCUCUCCCUCACCCUGAGCAGAGCCCAGAACCAGAUGGGGAAGCCGCAGAAGGUGCUGAGCCUUGACAAGCAGCCGCUGGAGCCCCCUAGCACACCUGUCUAUGACCCUGAAAAGUUGAGGCUGAUAGAGGAUGCUACGGACUGGCGACCCCGCACUGGGACCUCUCAGUCCCGCUCCUUCCAGAAACUGGCCCGGCUGACGGGCACAGAUGGCAUGGAGGAUCAUGAGGAUGAGCUUGUUAAAAAGCCCAGCCAGGUCUCCGUGCUGGACCCAUCCCCAGGAGCAGCGAUGAAGACUGAGCCAGGACUGGCCCCUAGGACCCCUGCCGCGACCCCUGGCCCUACCAGCCGCCCUCCCUGGGCUGUCGACCCCUCGUUUGCGGAGCGCUAUGCCCCAGACAAGACCAGCACGGUGGUGAGCAAGCACAGCCAGCCGGCCACGCCGACCCCCAUGCAGAACCGCAGCUCCAUCGUGCAGGCCGCCCAGCAGGGCCCCGAGGCUUCCAACCGCACACCCCUCUGCUACAAGUGCAACAAGGUCAUCAGGGGACGGUACUUGGUGGCACUGGGACACUAUUACCACCCUGAGGAGUUCACCUGCUGCCAGUGCAGGAAAGUGCUGGAUGAGGGUGGCUUCUUUGAGGAGAAGGGCUCCAUCUUCUGCCCCAAGUGCUAUGACACGCGCUAUGCGCCCAGCUGUGCCAAGUGCAAGAAGAAGAUCACUGGAGAGGUCAUGCAUGCACUGAAGAUGACCUGGCAUGUGCAGUGCUUCAUGUGUGCUGCCUGCAAAACUCCCAUCCGCAACCGUGCCUUCUACAUGGAGGAGGGACAGCCCUACUGUGAGAGAGACUAUGAGAAGAUGUUUGGCACCAAGUGCCGUGGCUGUGACUUCAAGAUUGACGCUGGGGACCGGUUCCUGGAGGCACUGGGAUUCAGCUGGCACGACACUUGCUUCGUCUGCGCGAUCUGCCAGACCAACCUGGAAGGGAAGACGUUCUACUCUAAGAAGGACAAGCCGCUCUGCAAGAGCCAUGCUUUCUCCCAUGUGUGAGGGGCAGGAGCUCAGCUGUGCCCACGUGUGCCCCUGGCCCUGCAUGCUUUUCUCCCCACUGCUGCUGUGCCCAGGGAGACAGGCUGGGCCCUCAUACCUACUCCUUGUUCCUUCCUCUUUCCUGGCUCCAGCUGGAGAGUGCUGGGUCCAGAGCCCCUUAUAGCUCAAUGGCUUCUUCUGUGCUCCUCAACUGGCCCUAGGAGCCCUGGUAAUGGGACACUGCAUGGGUCUCCUGCCCCCAGGCCACACAGCAUCGUGACUGCAGCCCUGCUGAGGCUGGAGCUGGGGAAGUUCUGAACCACCAAGGGCUAUUCCCUUGCUCAGCUGGGGCCCAUCUGCCUGGCAGUUUCAGUACGGGGGCAGGGAUGGUCCCAGUACAUCCCUGAGUGGGUGAGGGCCAGCCCACCCACUUUCCCUGCUGUGUGCUUAGUGCAUGGCUGGAGACUCAGCCCUGCUCCCCUGCCGGGGCCCUGCCUGCAGCAAGCCUCUGGCCACUCUUAUGCCUACUGCCAUGGGUUCCUACCUGUCUGUGUGCAUGGGAGUCUGUGCUUCAUGUGCCCCAACCCAGCUGGCCUGCUAAUUCCUUGGGCUGGCAUGUGGGGGCUGGCAUAUGGCAGCACCCCCAGACUGGCUGGGCCAGGGAGCAGGGCAGCACACCAAACCCACCUGGUGGUGGGCUCACAACAUGUAAUGAUGGCUGGUGGGCUCUGCAAGGCUUGGGCAUGGCUUCCUACCAAAGAGUGCUCUGCCACUGCUGUCACAAUCUGUAAGUGCCCCUCCCAAACCCACACUCUCCAGUUAGGCUGCUUCUGAUGUAGCCACGGUGCUUUUAGUGCCUUUAAUAAACACUU